Messenger RNA from Indicator indicator, 1038 nucleotides. It is a transcript of the gene CNMD, whose product is annotated as chondromodulin. The transcript is spliced from 7 exons. NCBI's taxonomy places the organism in Eukaryota, Metazoa, Chordata, Aves, Piciformes, Indicatoridae. Bases 1 to 1038 code for a protein of 345 amino acids. Gene Ontology annotation, biological process: negative regulation of endothelial cell proliferation; negative regulation of angiogenesis. The record is from RefSeq and is a predicted model, not a curated record.
AUGGCAGAGGUCUCGGAGAAGGUGCCCAUCGCCCGAGCGGGGCCCGACGAUGUGGAGCAGUGCCUUCCCGCCACGUACGCGGCGGCGGCGGCGGCGCCCGGUGCAGGGCGGCUGCUGAAGGCGGGGGCGGCAGUGCUGAUCGCUGGAGCCCUCCUCCUGCUGGCCGGGGCCAUCGGCGCCUUCUACUUCUGGAAAGCCACCGAGCGGCAGGUGUAUAAUGUUCACUAUACUAUGAGCAUUAAUGGAAAAGUACAAGAUGGAUCAAUGGAAAUAGAUGCUGGAAACAACUUAGAGACAUUCAAAACAGGAAGUGGAAGUGAAGAGGCUGUUGAAGUUCAUGAUUUUCAGAUUGGCAUAACUGGGAUUCGUUUUGCUGAAGGAGAAAAGUGUUACAUCAAAGCUCAGCCAAAAGCUCAUGUCCCCGAAGUUGAUGCUAUGGCUAAAGCAAGCCUCUCAUCUGAGCUGGAAGAUGAAAUCAUGCCUGUAAGAUUUGAUGAAAACUCCCUUAUCUGGGUGGCUGCAGACGAGCCUAUCAAGCACAACAAUUUCCUAAGCCCCAAAAUUUUAGAGCUUUGUGGGGAUCUUCCAAUUUUCUGGCUGCGACCAACAUAUCCCAAAGUUAACCAAAGGAGAGAAAUGAAGAGAAACAAGCGCCAAUCGGAGUCAAAUUUUGAUAUGGAAGACUUGGAAGCUGCUAGUGAAGAAGUGUACUCCAGGUCAGCCACCAUGCAGCUGAAUCAAGACCUUGAUCAUCUGUCUAAUGAAACCAGGCCAAUGGGACAAGAGACCGAUCAAACACUUAAUCCAGACAACCCAUACAGUCAACUGGAAGGUGAAGGGAUGGCUUUUGACCCCAUGCUGGAUCACCUGGGCGUGUGCUGCAUUGAAUGCAGACGAAGUUACACACAAUGCCAGAGAAUCUGUGAGCCUCUCAUGGGCUACUACCCAUGGCCUUACAACUACCAAGGCUGUCGUACUGCCUGCCGAAUCAUUAUGCCCUGCAGCUGGUGGGUGGCUCGUAUCAUGGGUGUCGUGUGA